AUGAUAUUGAUGAUACUUAGCAUUGAUAUUGAUACAGUUGAUUCCCAGAUGGAAAGAGAUAUACUUGACAAGUUACGACCUCACACUAAUUUGAAAGAGUUAUAUAUCUAUGGUUACAGGGGUACAACCUUUCCAGAUUGGUUGGGACAUUCUUCCUACCGCAACAUCACCAAAAUAAUGCUGGAUGGUUGCAGGAAUUGUUGUAUGCUUCCUUCACUUGGACAAUUGCCCUCUUUGAAGCACCUUGAAAUUUCAAAAUUUGAAAGUGUGGGGAUUGUGGGUGCUGAGUUUUACUUUUUCCAGAACGAUGAAUCUUGUGUGAAGACACCACCAUUUCAAAAGCUUGAAACUCUUUUGUUUAAGUCAAUGCCUUGCUGGAAGGAGUGGCGUUCAAUGGUGUUGAAUGCAUUUCCUCGACUUAGGGAGCUUACGAUAAGGAAGUGUCCGUCGUUGAGAGGAGAUUUGCCCAUUCAUCUAUCAUCUUUGCAAUCACUUCAGAUUGACAAGUGCGAUGAGCUGAGUUGUUGUGUUCCAAGGGCUCCUGCGAUUACCAGUCUUUCAAUUUCAGGAAAGAAUCUAGUGGGGUCCGUGGUGGAGGCCAUUACCAACACGCAACUGACUUGCCUCACUUCUUUAUGGAUCUCAAAUUGUUCCUCCCACAUAUGGUUUCCAGUGAGUGCUAUUCCCCCAUCACUACAACGCUUGACGAUUCAGGAAUGCAGAGAAUUAGAAUUCGAAAUGGAUGGGCAACAUCACUCGCUGCAGGAACUAUCAAUACAUAACAGCUGUGAUUCAAUUACAUCCUUCUCGUUGUUGGAUGCCUUUCCAAAUCUCGUGAGUGUUUUUAUCGGAAAGUCUGAAAAGAUGGAGUGUAUUGUGGUGUCACGCUCUCUUUCAUCUCUCCGUUAUUUAAAUAUCUGCGAGUGUAGGAGUUUGAAGUCCGUGUCGACGCUAUGGAUGGCAGCACCUCAGCUAGAGCAUCUCACAUUACUGGAAUGCCCAGAGAUCGAGUUGUCAGCAACAGGCGAUCCACACCAUAGCCUGAGAUCUCUUGAGAUCAGCUAUAGCGAGAAGCUAGUGAGCAGUGCAGCAUUCAUGAAUUCGCAAUUUCAUGGGCUUACUCAUCUUACCAUUCUUGGUGGAUACGACGAGAGUAUGAAUUGCCUCCCAAAAGAAGGUUGGUUGCCUGCCUCCCUUGAGUCUCUCAGACUGUAUGGCAUGAAAAGUGUGGAGACGUUGGAAUGCAAGGGACUUGCCCACCUCACCUCCCUCCAACAAUUAUCUAUUGAGUACUGUCCGAAGCUGGAGAAUAUCGAGGGAGAAAAGCUGCCUGCCUCUCUAAUAAAACUCACCAUCAUUCAAAGCCCUUUGCUGGGCUAUCGAUGUCAGAUGAAGGAUCCACAGCUUUGGCCCAAAAUCUCCCACAUCCCCGCCAUUCAAGUUGAUAGCAGAUGGAUUUGGUAAUCCAACAACUUCAACAGCAUAUCCAUCGAGCCAACAAGUAAGCACCCACAUUGCCUCACUUCUUUCUCCUAUAUUUUUUCCAAUUUUUUUCUGCUGAAUGCUGAUAUUACGAUACUGCAGCUUUUUCUCUUGUUCUAUUGAUAAGAUGAUAAAAUUUACCAUGGCGAAGUAUACGGUAUAAUGGGAAGUUCAAGGUCAUUGAGAAUGCCAAAUGGAAACUCUCCUGGAGACUGGAGAAUGGGAGUCUUACUGCAACUGCUUCCAAGGAAGUGGUUAGCAUGCCUUAAAGAAACCUGAUUUCAUGGUCACCGAGAUUUCAAUUUUAUCUGAGUUUGAAUUACAAAUGUUCUUCACUCACUGAUUCUGGUGUAUAAUUUGUGCUCUAUGCUUUCCUUUGACUAAUACACGUGUCAGUAAGUAAUGUGUGAUUAAGUGUAAGAUGGAAAGGGCUAACUUAGUUGUACUUGAUGAACAGAAUAUUCAGUUAUAGAUGUUUUUGUUCACAGUCCUAUUCCUUGAUGGCAAUGCCGAAAGGGAAUAGAGGCUGGGCCUUGACCAAGGCCUUGAUGGCUAUGCCGGAGAGUCCUUGGUUGAGGGGUUACUUUGCUGGAAAAAACAUAAGAUGGAAAAAUGUUGUAUAUUUUCAACUUAAGUUGUUCUUGUAUAUGGUUAACAAGAAUGCGCAAUCACUUCUUAUGGUGGUUUAAUUGCAGCA
Messenger RNA from Arachis ipaensis, 2179 nucleotides. The record is from RefSeq and is a predicted model, not a curated record. NCBI's taxonomy places the organism in Eukaryota, Viridiplantae, Streptophyta, Magnoliopsida, Fabales, Fabaceae.